Messenger RNA from Atta colombica, 330 nucleotides. Its product is annotated as NADH-ubiquinone oxidoreductase chain 4L-like. The record is from RefSeq and is a predicted model, not a curated record. Bases 1 to 330 code for a protein of 109 amino acids. NCBI's taxonomy places the organism in Eukaryota, Metazoa, Arthropoda, Insecta, Hymenoptera, Formicidae. The transcript is spliced from 2 exons.
AUGGAUCCAUUACUUCACACUCGAGACAAAAGAACAGUCAAAUGGACUUCACCGGGUGAACCAACUCCGAAGAAGGCGAAGACCUUCGCCUUCUUAAAAUCGACUGAAAAGGUGAUGAUAUUAAUUAUAUUAAUAAUGAUAGAGUUAUUAGUAAUUAAUAUAUCAAUAAUUAUUUAUAUUAUAAUAGUGGAGGUGGGCAUGGAAUUUUAUUUGGUUUAUUAUUUAAUUUUUAGAGUUUGUGAGAGGGUAUUAGGAUUAAGAUUAUUGGUUAUAAUUGUUCGAUUUAGAGGAAAUGAUUUAUAUUAUAUAUUUAAUUUUAGGAAAUUUUAG